Messenger RNA from Purpureocillium lilacinum, 1011 nucleotides. The record is from RefSeq and is a predicted model, not a curated record. NCBI's taxonomy places the organism in Eukaryota, Fungi, Ascomycota, Sordariomycetes, Hypocreales, Ophiocordycipitaceae.
AUGCCCCAGCCAGCAAAAACAUCCCGCGCGCGGCAUUCUAACGAUAGUACGUACUGUAUCGUAUCGGGCGGUGGGACCACGGCGGCGCGCGGGGCGGGGGGGUUUGACGGCGAUGGUGUUUCUUCAUCCGGCUCCCUUGCGGAGAAUACGUACGUACGUACGUUGUACAUGGAGGCCCAAGACGUGAAGGGUCAAUACGUGUCCGGCGUACGUAGUGUGUGUCCACCGGUUGUGGUGUGGUUGCGGAUGUCAGUCCGUGCCGACGCGCACGCGACUGGAGUAGACACGCACGUGGAGGAGGGUUCGCCUGUCCACUCUAUAUACAUGUUCUUGCACUCGUCGCCCUCCUUCCUUGGCCAUGGAUGGACGGAUCGGGCAAUAGUACUGUGCGGCAUGACACAUGCCAGACGAAAGGCCACUGGCGCAUCAGGUACAUUAUGUACUCCCAGGUGCAGUACCUACCUACCUAGACGGUACGUUAGUUAUUGGUCACCCCCGGGGAUAGACGGAUGCGUAGAUCUGGAAGAGAGGAGGCAUGCUGGGGAGAGAGCAGGAACCAUAUGCGCGCGUGUGGCUUGUCUGUUUUCGAUGAUGAGUUACUUGUCACAUUUUAGUCUGGGGGGAGUAUUUAUCCUUCUCCUCGUGUCUGCUUCGAGAGAACGGCGGGAACAGAUAUCGGCCAAAACGACGUGGGAGGGCAGAGGAAGCUGCUGGCCGGCGCGCUCUAGUCUCUCUCUCGUCGCUAGGCGCCGGAGUUUUCCAGGCAGGCAGGCAGGCAUGUACAUGCAUGGCAUGAUCGUUGGCCCUUGCGUACGUUCCAUGUGGAGUUUACGGGCACUAUAUACCCGUACAGCCCAGUACUACGUAGAACGAAUUAUCGGAACGCGCACAUGGGACUUUUUGUUGGGUUUUAUUCAGCACCGCCCAGCACUGCAUUGUACUGCACUGCUUAGCCUUGCUUGUUCCUGGCGCAUCGCUGUUCGCACACUAAUAGCGUUGCUUCUCGUAUGA